Molecule: messenger RNA, 1531 nt
Organism: Musa acuminata AAA Group (dessert banana)
Lineage: Eukaryota; Viridiplantae; Streptophyta; Magnoliopsida; Zingiberales; Musaceae
Product: zinc finger protein 4-like
Exons: 1
Coding region: 692-1360 (222 amino acids)
Biological process (GO): negative regulation of abscisic acid-activated signaling pathway
Source: RefSeq, a predicted model, not a curated record
AGCUCUGAGCAAGAAACCCAGAGCUACUGUUGGCAAUCAUGCAGAGUGAUGCAGAGCCACUGUUGCUUGGGCUACAAUUCCCAUCUCUUGAUGUGCAAGUAAUAGCAUAUAUUUCCUUGCAAGUGAUAUGGAGAUGAAAGGUGCCAAGAGGAGUUGAGCACUCACCACAGCUUCUUCACCCAAAAGAAGAGGACAUAUAAGGUGACAUAUCCCUUCGCUAUUUCUGCAUCCACAUGCCUUUUGGUCUGCCAGCCGAAACUCUGCUUUCCAUAAUUAGGCAUUACCAGAUGCCAUCAUAUAUGCCCACCUCACAUCAUUCUCAUCUCCCCUCCUCUAUCUUCCUCUCCUCGCACCGGAAGGAGAACUUGAGCCAUGAAGCCAUUCCCCCACAGAGAAGUGCUGAGGUUACAUCUAGCUCCUUGUUGUUCGGUAUGCCCACAUUAUCUACCACAUAUGCAUGAUAGUUUCUCCAAAUUUUGAUCUUGUUCUGCUAGAGUUUUGGGAUUUUAUGAUGCCUUUUUAGAUUUAAUUUGUGCUUCUCGAUUCCCUUCAUAACCAGUAGCAUCAGAACUGUUCAACAGAAGGACAUGGAAGCAUGUGAUAGGCCUGUCGAAGUUCACCGACAGUUCUACUUGUGCAUGCAGCUGAAGGAGAGCUAAAUCCUUACUCGCCAUCUCUAUUAGGCCUAAACAUGAACGGUUCCGACACAGAAGCAUCGGUAGAAGUCUUUGAAGUCAGCAGUCAAGUGGCUUCUAACAUGUGGACCCAAGAGUCUUCUUCUUCUUCCCCCAGCAAGGAGGACGCACCCAUCUCCCUCGACCUCUCCCUCACCCUCAAUGCAGAGUCCACAGCGCCGGCGGUCGUCUCGCUGUCGAGCACAAGCGAAAGCAGCAGCGAAUCGCAAGCCUUUCCCCGGCCCGACUCCCGGAGAGUCUUCUCCUGCAACUACUGCCAACGCAAGUUCUUCAGCUCCCAAGCCCUGGGCGGCCAUCAGAACGCUCACAAGCGGGAACGAACGCUUGCAAAGCGGGCACUUAGAUUGGACGCAGCUCGACACAGUUAUCCUAGCAUUGCAUCUUUGCCCCUCCAUGGCUCUGCUCUCCAUUCACUAGCGAUUAAGGCGCAUUCAUCAGCGCAUCAGAGCAUGGUGGAGUGGAGGGGGAGCCAAGGCGGUAUGCUCUUUGGAAGAGGCUUGCUUGAGCCAAGGCAAGUGGUUGUGGAAGAUCAGGAUGUGGAUUUUCAUUGGCCUGGAAGCUUUGGGCCAAUGACAGAUUCAAGGUUUGAGCGAAUUGGGAGCUCAGAUUUGGUAGCAGUGGAUCACCAGCCAAUAGAGGAUCCUGAUCUUACUCUCAGGCUCUAAGUGUUCGACGCUGGCAUUUUUGCUUGACGGUGUUGUAGAACGAACACAUUGUUUUUCUUGAUGUCAUGCAGUGAGGAAUGUGAUGGUUUGUAAGCUUCUUGUUGCAUUAUCUUCUGCUUAGGAAUGUGAUGUAUUGCUUCUACAAAUCCAGUGAAGUUGCAUGUUUCUUUA